Striga hermonthica is the source of this 2550-nucleotide messenger RNA. The record is from the annotation of a GenBank genome assembly. NCBI's taxonomy places the organism in Eukaryota, Viridiplantae, Streptophyta, Magnoliopsida, Lamiales, Orobanchaceae.
AUGGAGGCGCUAUCCAGAGCUAGGACAGCCAUCAAUUCCGCUGCUGCUAAAGCGGAGAAGGUCUUCACAGACAUCAAAAAGUCUGAUUCUGCCACCCAUCGUGAUUUGGAUAAACGAUCGCCAGGGUCAUCAACGCCAGAGACCCCGAAGGACGCCGAUGAAUCGAAGGAUUCCCGUGAAAUAAAAAAUAAGAGUGUGAGACCAAGGCCAAUAAAGACCAAGGUAGAUUGGCAUGAAAGAUUAAGGAACAUAAGAAUAGGGAAAAGAGGAGCGGAAGGUUCCGAGAAGCCUGACCAUUCAACGAUGGCUUAUGCAAUUUUUGAUGAGAAUUUAUACAUGAUGGGUGAGAGAGAAUUCUCAAAUUCUAAGGAAGCAGAAGAGGGAGCAGCAGGGGAAGGCUCAAAAACUUUCAACAAGGAUAUUAUUCCAUCAUCAGCAAUUGUGAAACAGUUGGCUAUAGCAGUCGAAGCUGGAGUGAACUACAGCUCCAUGAAAGAGCUCCUUGUGUCUUCAAGAGGGUCUUCACCCAUCAGAGAGAGGGCUAGCUUAAGCUUUUCAGCAAUGAAAUCACUAGUGCUUCGUGAGAAAGAUGAUAAGUUGACCAAUGAGUUUGGAGGUGAUGAAAAGGUCAUGUGUGUAAUCAAUGCAUUGCUAAAUACAGAAGGGCAUUUUACGGGAAGGGCUUUGUGCGGUGCAGAAUUGCAGGCGAAUGCGACAUUUUUACUUAAAGAUAUCCACGGUGCUCCUAUUGAAAGUUUUGUGGUUAAACUCUCCGAAGCAGUUGGUUUCUUAAAGACCCUGCGGAAAAUGGCAGCAUUUUGGGCCAGGGUUGUUGCUGAACUAAGAAGACUUUGGUAUGAAGAGCAAUAUAUUCCUGGGAUCCCAACAGAUGAUAUCCCAGACCUGAAUUCAUGCCUGUUAUAUCAGCAGUUACAGGUUGUUAACUGCUGCAUUUCCAGAAAAAAACGACAUACUGCUGCUGUUGAAUCGCUAGAAUCUGUUACGGUUCGAGCAAGCUCAAAAUCCGAGAGUUCUUUAGAUUCCAGUGGCACACUUCCCCAGGACCCUUGUUUAUAUGCUAAAACUAAGUCUGGAGAACGUGUGCUACGAUUAGGAGCUGACAGAGAAUGCGAAAACUUGACGAUGCUAGAAACUGGAGAACCUGUCUAUUCACCUGUUUUGCAGGAACCACCUUUGCUCACCGAAGAUCUUAUCAAGGAGACAGAGGAGUUUGUGCUGAGAACUGGAAGUGUUGGAGCAGGAUGCUCCCAACUGCUUUCGGACAUGCAGGCCUUCAAGGCAGCAAAUCCAGGUUGCAUAUUGGAGGAUUUCGUAAGAUGGCAUUCUCCUCCUGAUUGGAUGGAAAACGAAACUUCCAAUGAUACAGAUGAUAUCAGCGAUGGGAGCGACUUGUCAACUGUUAAAGGCCAACUGAGUAUGCGAAUGCAAAAAGAAGGCAAUUUAUGGCGUGAACUGUGGGACACAUCGAAGCCAGUACCAGCUGUCAGACAAUCCCCUCUUUAUGAUGAAGACCUGGCUGUGGAAGGUAUUUUAAAUCAUCUGGACGAAAUCUCACCAUCUGAGCUUUUUAAGCAGCUCUUUAUUGCUGCUUUGGGCUCCGGAUUAGUAAUUGCGGAGGCCACCCUCUCCACAAAUUCGAGUCUGUCAAGUUUUUUUGACGAAUGCAAGAACUACAUUGUCCUCACUUGUCAAGGAGACACUUGGAUGGAGAAACUCGAUGAUAUAUGUCAGAUUUACGAAACGGUGGAGACUAUGGUUCUAAAUCAAGACGAAGCAAUUAAAAUCACAGUACAGCCGGAAGAAACCUCACCUGCCGAUGAAAUGAAGAACCGUUUCAAGAAACUUAGUUUAAUCUUUGGCGGAAAAAAUAAAUCUUCAUCUAAGGCCGCACCUUCUAAGAGCUUGAAGGAUAGUAAUACGGAGGAUAGCCCCGUGCGCCAUCCCUUGUCAUCAAUAUUUUCAAAGAAGCCUCCGAAGCCAAUGGCCUCUCCUUCAGAUAAUAAGACUUGCGGUUCAGUUGAUAAUGAUUGGACAAUCCUUGCCAACACUCUCUCUGGUGUUGUCCUCGGAGAGUUGUCGCCUCUCUUGGACCUCCGCCGUAGCUGCUCUAUCCAAGUUGACCACCGUACAAAUCUACGUUCUGAAACGCUAGCUCAUAAAGUUUCAAGGAUCGGCUCGAAAACGGGUUCGCCGGCUCGCGGCUCGGGCUGCUGGGCACAUUCGGCGUUGCUGGCAUUGGUUGGACCUAGGUCUUUUCGGGACUGGUCUACUGCACACAGCAUUGAGAGACCUAGGUCGCUGGCCCUGGGAAUCUGGACUGCGUACUGUGGUCGGGGAGCCCUAGGUCUUCAUGAGGACAUCCGGGAUGGCACGCACAAGAACACCCAAAAUAGGACGCUUGCACGCACAGGGAUGACCGGUGUUCGUGGCACGAUGAGCUGCAACCCGAGACACUGUGACGCGACACCUGCAACGUGGCACGCCUGCGUUCGAUACCUAGCGUCGCUCGCGUCGCCUGCAGUGGUAUGA